Messenger RNA from Haemonchus placei, 1728 nucleotides. The record is from the annotation of a GenBank genome assembly. Lineage: Eukaryota; Metazoa; Nematoda; Chromadorea; Rhabditida; Trichostrongylidae.
AGGGAUUCGAAUGGUUUCAACGGAUUGCACAUGAAUGGGCAGGAUUCCCUUGUGCAACCCUUACUCACGGAUUUCUACCAGAUUACGAUGUGUUAUGGAUAUUGGCUGGCUGGUAUACACGAUGAGCCUGCUGUCUUCGAUCUGUUCUUCAGAAAGAAUCCAUUCCACGGGGAGUUCACAAUAUUUGCUGGAUUGGAGGAUUGCCUUCGCUUUGUGGAAAGCUUCAGAUUCAGUAAAAGCGAUAUUGACUUCAUCAGGAAACUUCUGCCUGAGGAUUGCAACCCUGACUUUUUCAAAUAUCUGAACGAUCUCGAUUGUGGCGGCUUGGUUAUCAAAGCUAUUCCUGAAGGCUCUGCCGUAUUUCCAAAAACUCCCCUGAUAACUGUCGAAGGUCCUCUUGCGGUCUGUCAACUACUGGAGACAACAUUUCUAAACCUGGUCAACUACGCAUCUUUAAUGGCAACAAAUGCCUCCAGGUUCAGGCAGGCUGCUGGCAAUAAAGUGCAGAUGCUUGAGUUUGGAUUGCGUCGAGCUCAAGGGCCUAAUGGAGGCCUUACUGCCAGCAAGUAUUCUUAUAUCGGAGGAUUCGAUGGAACUAGCAAUGUUCUCGCUGGGAAGCUUUUUGGAAUCCCAGUGAAGGGCACCCAAGCUCAUAGCUUUGUCUGCUCGUUUUCAUCUGAUAAGGAUUUGAAAGUGAGAACUCUCCGAGAUAAGCACGGAUCCGAGGAACGUGAUUUGUAUGAGUUGAGCUUGAGCAAAAGACAUUUUAUAAUGCAGAAGGUGGAAUGGGGCGUCUCCGAAUCGGAGGUGAGCAAUGGCGAGUUGGCUGCGUUCGUUGCUUAUGCGGUUGCGUUUCCCAGUGCGAACAUGUCUUUGAUUGAUACCUAUGAUGUUCUCAGAAGUGGUGUUAUCAACUUCGUGGCUGUGACAUUGGCUCUUUUCGAACUUGGAUACAAGUCCAUUGGUUGUCGAAUAGACAGCGGUGACUUGUCAUAUCUUUCAAAGGAAGUCCGGAGCCGGCUACGCAAAGUAGCUGUAUUAGAUCCAGCUCUUGUCUGGCUCGAGAAGAUGGUCAUUGUUGCUUCGAACGACAUUAACGAGGAGACGAUCAUGUCAUUAAAUGAGCAGUCGCAUGAAAUCAAUGCAUUUGGUGUUGGAACUCAUCUAGUCACUUGCCAGAAACAGCCAGCACUUGGAUGUGUUUAUAAACUGGUCACCCUGUCGGGGCAGCCGAAGAUCAAGCUGAGUCAAGAGGUGUCGAAAAUCACGAUACCGGGUCGAAAGAAGUGUUAUCGCUUAUUUGGCAAAAGUGGUUACGCUAUACUGGAUUUGUUGAUAUUGGAAGAUGAGCCUGAGCCAAAAGCGAAUCAGCAGAUUCUUUGUCUGUGCAUUCAGGAAUCAAAAAGAGCUCUAGUUGUGGCCAGUCGUGUGGAACCUCUGCACGAAGUGUUUUGGUCCGAUGGAAGGAUCGUUAAGGACCUGCCUGACUUGAAAGCCAUUAAGGCUGGUUUAUGUUGUUUUACGAGAUUUGGUUUUUCUCCUUGUUUCCUCUGGCUGCCCUUUCAAUAUCAAUUACAGAAUCAUGUAAAUAACUCACUGAAUACUUUGCGGAAGGACCACCGACGUUACCUCAAUCCAACCCCGUACAAGGUGUCGGUUUCGGAGAAGUUAUAUGACUUUCUACAUUCACUAUGGUUGCAGAAUGCACCCAUUGGCCAGCUCGAGUAG